Lasiodiplodia theobromae is the source of this 1695-nucleotide messenger RNA. Its product is annotated as Allantoate transport protein. The coding region runs from base 1 to 1695 and encodes 564 amino acids. The record is from RefSeq and is a predicted model, not a curated record. Lineage: Eukaryota; Fungi; Ascomycota; Dothideomycetes; Botryosphaeriales; Botryosphaeriaceae. Gene Ontology annotation, cellular component: membrane. Gene Ontology annotation, biological process: transmembrane transport. Gene Ontology annotation, molecular function: transmembrane transporter activity. The transcript has 2 exons.
AUGGAGAAAUCCGCAAGCUUAGAGGCUUCCGCUGCCGCAGAGGCUGCCGCACCCGCUUCCGCAGUCGCCACCGGACCUGGCGGCGGCGGCAGCGGUGAUGAACACAAUGCCCGCCGCAUCAGCAGCAGCAGCAGCGCCGGUCAGCACCAGCAGCAGGGCCAAGAUCGGAACCGCAGCCACGGCACCGCACUACGCGCGUCCAUCUCAUCGUCUUCGUCUUCCUCCGCAGCGGCUGCGGGUGACGGCGGCGGCGGCGGCGGCAGCGGCAGCAGAGCAUGCGGGCGAUCACACGGUCCGGCGGCGGCGACUUCCGGCGCGGCGGCUGGACCGCAACCGGCGGCGGCCUUCGACAAGGACAAGGAUGUCGGGCUGACGGUGGUUGGGGAGCGGGCGCAGGAAUACGACCCGCGGGUCGAGGCGCGGGUGCUGCGCAAGAUCGAUUGGUUCCUGAUGCCAACCAUGAUCAUAGGCUACGGUCUCGUCUACUAUGACAAAGCAAUCCUGGGGUCCGCCGCCCUGCUGGGCAUGUCCAAGACGCUCCAACUCACCGUCACACACCCGUCGACCGGUCCAGGCCAGCCAGCCACGACCGACUCGACGCGGCUGAGCUGGGCGACGUCGCUCUUCUACUUCGGGAUGCUAGCGGGGCUCUAUCCCCUCACCUUCAUCCUGCAACGGCUGCCGCAGCAGAACCGCACCCUGGGCGCCGUCAUCGUGCUCUGGGGCGUCGUGUGCAUGAGCACCGCGGGGGUGACGACCUACCGCGGCCUGUACGUGCAGCGCUUCUUCCUCGGCUUCCUCGAGUCGGUCGUGCCCACGGGCUUCACGUGCAUCGUGUCCUCGUUCUACGCGCAGCGCGAGCAGGCCCUGCGGCAGAGCAUCUGGUUCGCCUCGACCGGCCUCUUCACCAUCGUCGGCGCCGCCCUCAACUACGGCUUCGGCAGCAUCGACGACAGCCACACGCCGCUCGAGCGCUGGCAGUACCUCUACCUCGCUGCCGGCGCCGCCACCAUCCUCUUCGGCGCCUGGUGCUGGGCCCUGGUGCCCGACUCGCCCGCCACCGCAUGGUUCCUGCGCCGAGCCGAGGAGCGGCGCGUCGCCGUCGAGCGGCUGCGGCGCGGCGCGACGGGGACGCGCUGCACGGCCGUCAAGGGCCGCCAGGUCGUCGAGGCGCUGCUGCGGGACGUCAAGACGCCGCUCGUCUUCGUCAUCAUGGCCGCCGCCUACACCGUCAACGGCGCCGUGUCCGGCUUCGGCCCCCUGAUCGUCAGCACCUUCGGCUACUCGCCGCUCGAGGCUAUCCUGCUGCAGUUCCCCCUCGGCGGCGUCUGCCUCGCCGCCAUCCUGCUGUCCGGCUGGCUGUCGUCCCGCUUCCGUAACCUGCGCCUCGUCCUGCUCGUGCUCAACUGCCUCCCCGUCAUGGCCGGCUGCGCCAUGAUCUGGCGCUCCGCCUGGACGCACCGCGCCGCCACCCCGGUCGCCGGCUAUUCCAUCAUCGGAACCUUCGGCGCCGUCGUCAGCCUGGUCAUUACGAUCGCCAUCUCCAACGUCGCCGGUGCCACCAAGAAGAGCACCGUCGCCGCCGCUGUCUUCGUCGCCUACUGCGUCGGCAACAUCGUCGGGCCCCAGCUCGUCAAGAGCCAGACCAAGGAUAGACAUUACCCGGAAUUGUGGUUGGGCUUGAUCAUCUGGUAA